UUCUAUCCGCCCCUUCACAAAAUUAGAUCAUUCGUGAAAAAAUCGCAAAAUUUACCCCUCAAAAUCGCUGAAAAAGGCUUAGUUUUCGAGUUAUGAGCUUUUUUUCAAACCAGAAUUCAGAAACAGAUUUAUGAUAUAUCAUUGAAAAGAGCUCACCAAGCACAUUCAAAAAACAUUUAAAUUAUAAUUUUAGCAUAAGUGAAACUUGCUGAAAAGUUGUUUCAAAAUUUCCAAUUUUCCUAUCUUUUAACAUAGGAAAUUUCCAAAUUUUUUCAGUUAUAUGCAAAUUAUAUGUUCAAUAGCUCAUUCGAUAGAACUUUUUAAGCGCUAUUGAAUGACAUCUUGAACGCGUCUCUGUGCUAUUUCUUCUUAGAAAAAUUUAUUAAUUUCAAAAUUUCGUUCUCUUUUUUCGAUUAUACCUGAUGAAAUAGUGUAUUGCAAACAUGUCUCAGGGUAUGGAUUCAGAUAACCUAAAUGAGCUUUUAUGGGACCAACAACUCGAUGACACUUUACCAAAUAUUGAUAACAUUUGCCAUUCGAUUGAUGAAUAUAUGCUUGCAGAUGAGGAUGAUGAAGUAUGCAUGCACAUAGAGCAUGUGAAUCUAGUGAAUGAAGCUAAUUACGAUGAAAUGAUGGAUGAUGAUGCUGAUGACAGUCUAUGCUUGCAAAACCUCUCUCAGCUCGCUCCAUCACAAUGUUUUGCUAAUUUAACACAAUCAACUUUACAAUCUCAAUCAUUUACACAAGCUUCAAUUCCUGAAAACUCCCAAGAUUUUGACCAAGAAAUGGAAAAUGAUGAAGAUGAUAGAUUAUGCUUGCAAAAUUUAUCACAACUAGCUCCAAUGAGUUACUUCAAUAACUUAGCAACUCAAUCAUCUCAGUCGUCCGAUUCCUCUCAAUCAACGCAAUCUUCAUCUUCCUCUGCCUCAUCACUAUCUUCUGAGUCGUCUGAUUCUUCGCAAUCAACUCAAUCUUCCUCUUCCUCUGCCUCAUCACUAUCAUCUCAGUCGUCUGAUUCUUCGCAAUCAACUCAAUCUUCCUCUUCCUCUGGCUCAUCACUCUCUUCUGACACGUCUGAUUCUUCUCAAUCAACUCAAACUGCUAACUCUAGUUGUUCAGGUUGCUGUUCUACCUGCUCUAACUGUUCGUAUGGUUCGUUGUCUGAUACAACACAGGACGAACUAAUUGAUGCUGAAAUUGAAUCACAUCAGCGUGGCGGAGGUAGUCCUGAUCAUACACCGGUGAUAGCAUCAAACGAAAUCGCGUUUGAAGUUAUCGAUGAGCAGCCAUGGAGAAAUAACCCAGUAUUCCAUUCAAUGACAAAAGUAUUGAGGGCUCGUCUGAAUAAUGGAGGUACAAACGGGGUUGACAUUGCGAGACUAUCACAAGCAAUAGAUACAGCAUACGAAAAUUUUGUUUCUGCCCUCAUAAGAGAUGCAGGCGAAAAUGAUAGAAUAUACAUCACAUUCAGAAAUCCCCAGGAAAACAGAGAGCUUUACGUUUCUUUUCUCAAAAAGAAUUUCAACCCUCAAGAAUUCCUCGACAGAGCAUAUGCCCUUGCACAGUCAGCAGGUAAUUUCUUAGACGAUGGCGUGAUGGAGAUAAAAAUACAAAUCAUCAAAUGCAUUUCUGGAGGGGCUAACCGAUCUGUUUCACGCCUUAUGACCGCAAAUGCAAGAGUUAAUGUUAAACGUUCCAUUUUAGAAAUCGUAAAUGAUGAUAAUCUUUGCGGAUACUUAGCAAUUGCUGUGGGAAAGUUCAAUGUAGACAAGAAAUCAUCUACAGAAAUGAACAGAUGGAAGAGAAUCAGACAAUCUUUACCCGCACAGAAAAAAAUAGCAGCUGAGCUUUUCAAUCAAUUGAAUUUUGAAGUUAAUGGGGAAAUGAACAUCAACAAAAUAGCUGAAAUUCAGAAUAUCUUGAUUGAUUACCAAAUUGUGGUUGUAGAUCAACGAACGCAGCUGAAACUUUUCGCAGGACCCUCUAAAGACAAGAAAAUAAUUCUUGAAUACUCUGAACCAAGCCACUUUAACACCAUCACCAGUCUCAAUGGCUAUAUGGAGUGUAAUGGGUUCUGCAUCCGAUGUUGGGUUAAAAUAAAUGAAGAACAGCAUUUUUGUAAAGGAAGUUGUAAGAAUUGCAACUCACUCACACCAUGUCAACUAGCUAGUGAAAUAACUUGCGAAGUCUGUCAUGUUGACUUUGUUUCUCAACAUUGUUACGAUGCACAUAUUGCAAACAAUAUCUGUGCUCAAAAGAAAAAAUGUGAAAAGUGCUGGAUAAUUUACAGGCUGGGAGAUGAACAUGAAUGUGAUCGCUACGUUUGCAAUAUAUGUAGCGUUAGAUACAGACACUCACCUCAUUAUUGUUUCAUCAAACCUGCAAAUCUAGAAUAUUUCAAGGAAAUGGAUGCUCAACCUAGCGUUUUGAUUUGUUAUGAUAUUGAAUCAAUGCAAGUAUCUCCGGAGCCUUCGACAAACUCAUCAAACUCUCUUCACAAACCUAACUUGCUCAUCUCAGCAACAGUUUGCACAAGUUGUUUGAAUGCUGAAACCCUAACUAAAACUAAUGCUUGUGAUGUUUGUGGUGUUUUUGAGAACGUUUGGUAUGGAGAGCAUUGUAUCAAAGCCUUUUGUGACUAUCUCUACAAUGAAAUUAUUCCUAAAACUAAAGCAAAAAACAUGGCGGUAACUGUCAUUGCACAUAAUCAAAGAGGUUACGAUGGUCAUUUUAUAAUGCAAGAUUUCUUUCAAAGACAAUUUCAAUUGAUCCCUGAUGUUAUCAUGUGUGGUUCCAAGAUAAUGUACACGCAGAUGGAAAAUUUGCGAUUCGUAGAUUCUCUUAGUCUCUUCAUGCAGCCGUUAGCUUCUCUUUGCAAAUCGUUCAACAUAAAUGAACUCAAAAAAGGGUAUUUCCCUCACAAGUUCAACACACCUGAACAUCAGAGCUAUGUUGGCCCCUUUCCUUCAAAAGAAUUUUAUGAACCCCAGUUUAUGAAGCCUGAAAAUAAAACAGCUUUCGAAAAUUGGUACAAUCAUGAAGCAUCAACCGUCACCGAAUUCGAUUUCAAAAAAGAAAUAAUUGAAUACUGUAGAUCAGAUGUUCAAAUUUUACUGACGGCAAUUCUAAAAUUCGUGAAGCUUUUCUCUUCAAUAACUGGUCUAAAUCCAAUCACGAGAAGCUUCACACUUGCUUCUGUUGCAAUGGAAGUAUUUAGAGCUAAUAUGCUUCCAUCUUUCACACUUGCUAUCACACCUGUUUUAGGAUAUGCAAAUAGAAUGCAAUCCAAAGUUGGAAAUGCCUGGUUAGAUUUCAUGCAGAAGUUUCACCGAAAUGAAAUAAAACGUGAAUAUCGUCUGGGUCCCUACUAUGCUGAUGGUUUCAUUCCCUACACGAAACAAGUUUUUGAGUUCUGGGGAUGUUAUUAUCAUGGCUGUGUACAAUGUUACCCUGACAGAAACAGUAAUGUUGUCAUAAACGGCGAAGAAAAAUGCGUGAAUGAUCUUUAUAACCGAGUUUUAAAAAAGAAGCUCUAUUAUGCUCAUAGAGGUUAUACUCUGCAUGAACUUUGGGAACAUGAAUUGGAUAAAAAUGAUGCAUACAUCAAGUCAAGAUUGAUAUUCUACCAAACCAUUAAAGUAGUUGGUCCAAUUGAUAUUCGUGAGAGUUUCUAUGGUGGACGGACAAAUAACAUCAAAUUCUAUCACAAAUGUUCAGAUAAUGAAGUGAUUAGAUAUCUAGACUUUACAUCGCUCUAUCCGUUUGUUCUGCGUCAAUUUGACUACCCGCUAGGUCAUCCAAAAUUAAUUCAAGAAGAUUUCAAAACUGUUGACGAUUAUUUUGGAUUCAUCAAAUGCAAAGUAAUUCCACCCUUGAAACUAAAUAUUGGUGUUCUUCCGAUGCGGAUAUCUAAAAAGCUGAUAUUUCCACUCUGUUUCAAAUGUGCAAAUGAUUCUGUUCAAACUUCAUGCUCGCAUAGUGAAUUGGAGAGAGCUAUGAUCAGUACAUGGACAUCAAUUGAAUUACAAGAGGCCGUUAAAUAUGGCUACAAGAUUGUGAAAAUCUAUCAAGUAUUAGAUUACAAAGUUAAUAAAGGUCCAUCGAUUUUUGCUAACUACGUAAAGAUGUGGUUAAAAACAAAACAAGAAUCAAGUGAUUGGCCAUCAUGGGUGCAAAACCAAGAAGAUAGAGAUAAAUACAUUCUCGAUUACAAAAAUGCAGAAGGUAUUGAGUUAGAUAGCAAUGCUAUUGAAAAGAAUCCCGGAAGAAGGAGUAUAGCAAAGCUCAUGCUUAACAGUUUCUGGGGUAAAUUAGCUCAAACAACAAACCUUCCACAGACUGAAUUCAUCCGCAAUUACGCUGAUUUAUGGUCCAUCAUAAACAAUGAAGAGAAGGAAAUAUUAGGCAUUCAUGAAGCCUCUGAAAAGAUAAUGAUGGUACAGCACCGAUAUUGCAAAGAUUCUCAAGAGAAAAUUUUACCCGGAAAGACAAAUAUUGCUGUUGCUAGCUUUGUCACAGCAUACGCACGUAGGGAGCUUUUUCGCUUGAUUCAAAAGAUUGAAGCAGUUCGUGAGGGACGAGUUCUCUACUUCGAUACUGAUUCUGUUGUCUUUGUUGAAAAAGAUGGUGAUCCUCUGAUUCAAUGUGGGGACUAUCUAGGCCAAUUGACUGAUGAGAUUGACCCCGGUUGGAAAUGUAAUUUGUUUGUUACCCUUGGUCCAAAAAAUUACGCUUAUCAAGUAGUCAACGCAUCGGGGCAAACCAAAAGCAACAUUAAAGUCAAAGGCAUUAAGCUUUCUUCUGGAGCCUUAGAUAUUAUCACAGUCCAGAGAUUGGUUCAAAUGGCCGAGCAAUAUAUUCACGGUAAUCAAGACCAAUUUAAAGUUGCUCAAACAAACAUAGUGUCGAAUAAAUUCACUCAUCAAGUUACAACGCGAAAUUUCGAUAAGAUAUACAGAGCAGUUUCCGAAAAAAGGAGGAUCAUUGGAAAUAACACAAGACCAUACGGUUAUGUAGAUUAAUUUAUACCUUGUAUAUAUUCUAUUUGUCGCAAUAAAUGUUUAAAUAAAAGCAAACACAAAAGGAAAAUAGUGAAAUUAAUUUCAAAACAAGUAGAUACUUUGUGCAUAACUUGGAAAACUUAUAAACAAAUCGAGGAAAGGUUCUUGCGCAUGUCUAUUGAAUUAACAUGCAAAAUAGGGAUAAGUUUCGCGCAAAAGCAGGGAAUAGUUGAAACAAUGCGGAGGUUGUUUCAAUGUAGCUAAAGGACAAAUUAGGCGUCAAUCGAGGCUCAAAUGUGCGCAAACACAGGCCCCGCCUUUUCGUACCAGAUUAAGAAGAAUACAUUCUGAGCAUGCUUAUUCAGGUUGUUCAUGGUUACAGACCAGGUUUUUUGUAUAAAAGUGACAGUUUCAGCAGUAUGAAAAUCAUUAUUCUACUAGACUUCAAACCACAAACAUCAACUCACUUCAUAAUUAGUACUUGACUAAACCAAUAACUAAAAAAAAAUGGAAGCUUUACUAAACAACAUUGCUGAAAAAUCAUCAAAGUCUAAAAAACAAAAUAACAUGAUGAACACUUCAUUCUUUAAAGUUGACAAAAAUGAUGCUGCGGUGACGUGUUUUUCUAUUGAAGAUGAUUCAUACAAAUUUAAAGUACAAGACAAAUGGUAUAACAGCGUUUUAGGAUACAUGCAAUCUCAAAGCAAGGAUGCAGAAGAAUCCAAACUUUUUGAGCUGCUGACAAUCGGAUGUCAUGCCAAAUUCUCUGCAUCAUGGUCAUUAAAAGCUAAACUUCUUGCGAGUGGAGCUAGAGUCAUCGUAGCAUACGAUGCUGAUGAAAAAGUUUUCUCUUGUGGGUGUGCAGUCGAUGAUCCUGCAUCAGAUUCACCUUUCCUUUGGUCUGGCAAAAACUUAUUAGGAUAUGCAUUGAUGCAUGUAAGAUGUGCAUUAAAAGAUGAAUGGAAACGGGAAAAUAUCGAUGCACAAGGCAAUCGAAUCAAGAAACAAAAAACCAAUUAAACAUAUAAAGGUUUACUAAAAGUAUUCUGUAAAAGUUUUUUUGAUACUCCUUGAUUCAAAUAAAUAAUAACUUUGAUAAAAAAUGGUUGAUAACGAAAAUUAUUUCAAGUUUUUACAUCCUUUUACUUGUAUCGUAGCAGGUCCUACAUCUAGUGGUAAAACUGUUUUAGUAGAAUCACUCAUAAAAAAUCAUAAAUUCACGUUUUAUAAAUUCAAACCACAACCAAAAGUUCUUUGGUGUCAUGGUCAAAUGCAAGAUAGAUACAAUACACCAUCAAUGAUUCAGUAUCAUGAAGGAUUGAUAGAAGAUCCAUCAGGAUAUGAUUUGAUAGUGAUAGAUGAUUUGAUGAAUGAGCUUGGAGGGGAUAACAAGCUAUUGAAUCUAUUCACGAAAGGAAGUCAUCACAUGAAUAUCAGUGUAAUCUUCAUCGUGCAGAACAUUUUUCACCAAGCAAAAAAUAUGCGAGGAAUAAGUUUAAAUUGUCAGUAUCUGAUAAUCAUGAAGAAUCCGAGAGAUAAAUCUCAAUUUCAUUUCUUAGCUCGUCAAAUUUAUCCUACAAAAAGUAAAAAGCUGAUCUGCGCAUAUGAAGAUGCAACUAAGGAUCCUUUUAGCUAUUUAAAGAUUGAUCUAACUCCAACCACUCCAGAAAACUUGAGAGUUCAAACCAACAUAGUUCAAAAAUCGAAUAAUCACGACUACACUGUCUAUGAAAUAUGAUUUCUUCUGAUUUACAAGAGUGUUUACCCAUCAUAAAGAUCCUCCCCAAAAUCAGAGGUGUUGCUCUACGUAAGCAGUUUCUUUCAGACCAAUAUAAAAACGAUCGCAAGAUAUAUAAAGCAUUAAAGGAAAUCGUUACGAAUGUUGUACAUAAAAAUAUCACAUUAUCAGAUGCGUGUAAAAAGAGUCUGUUAAGAUUUAAGCGUGCUAUAAUAGAAUUUAUUCAUGAUAAAAAUAAAAAACGUGAAAAGAAACAUUUGAUACAAUCAGGAGGUUAUAUACAUUUCAUGAUACCAGCUGUACUUGAACUAUUAUCUUCCGUAUUAUCCGAUGGAGCCUCUUAAAAAAAUUUACAAAGUAGGCUCAAAAAGCAAGAACAAUCAAGACGGGAACGGAUUAGAUUGCUCAUCCAUAAGUUUUUGUAAAAUCAAUCAUAUCAUCGAAAUAGCAUUGAAACUUGCUGCCAACUCUUGUUAUGACUCAAAUAAGCGUUUAGUUUUCAAUGGAUCUCCACUAAACGGAACUGAUAUUGCUGGUCUCGUAGCGAUUGCGAUGUCUAAUGCUAAAAAUAAUAACAAACAAAAAGGAAUAUCAGAAUUCGUCUAUGUCUUGAAAAAGAUAGGUAUUGAUUCUAACUGGAUGAAAAUA
Molecule: messenger RNA, 7386 nt
Organism: Tetranychus urticae (two-spotted spider mite)
Lineage: Eukaryota; Metazoa; Arthropoda; Arachnida; Trombidiformes; Tetranychidae
Source: RefSeq, a predicted model, not a curated record